Molecule: messenger RNA, 1013 nt
Organism: Pterocles gutturalis (yellow-throated sandgrouse)
Lineage: Eukaryota; Metazoa; Chordata; Aves; Pterocliformes; Pteroclidae
Gene: KLHL30
Product: kelch-like family member 30
Exons: 3
Molecular function (GO): protein binding
Source: RefSeq, a predicted model, not a curated record
CCAUGGUGAGGAACGUGGACGAUUUUGACUUCUGCCUGCCUUCGCACGCCCAGGGCAUGCUGGAGGGGCUGCAGCGGCUGCGCACCAACCCCAAACUGGCCGACGUCACGCUGGUGGCAGGCAAGCGGGAAUUCCCCUGCCACCGGGGCAUCCUGGCCCUCUGCAGCCACUACUUCCACGCCAUGUUUGCUGGCGACUUCGCCGAGAGCAUUGCGGCACGGGUGGAGCUGAAGGAGGUGGAUGCCGGCGCACUGGAGACGCUGCUGGACUUCGCCUACACGGGGAAGGUCACCAUCAACCAGGGCAACGUGGAGGGCCUGAUGCGGACCUCCAGCCAGCUCCACUUCCCCACAGUCCAGAAGGUCUGCAGCCGCUACCUCCGGCAGCAGAUGGAUGCCACCAAUUGCCUAGGUAUCUGUGAGUUCGGCGAGAGCCAUGGCUGCCCCGAGGUCUCCUCCAAGGCUUGGUCUUUCUUGCAGGAGAACUUUGAAGCCGUCUCUCGGCAGGAGGAGUUCCUCCAGCUUUCCAAGGAGAGGUUGGCCGUCUACCUCUCCAAUGACCAGCUGCAGGUGCAGGAGGAGCAAAGCCUGGCUGAGGCCGUGCUGCGCUGGGUGCGCCACGACCCGGGGCCCCGAGCCCAGUUCCUGCCUGAGCUGCUGGAGCUCACCCACCUGGUCUCACUGCCUGACCAGUACCUGCAGAACCUGCUUGCCAGCGAGCCCCUCGUCCGUGACUCGGAUGCCAGCAAGGCCCUCGUCGCCCGAUCGCGUGCCGAGGUGGGGCAAUGGAUGGCUCUGCCCGACUUCCCCGAUUACAACAAAUGGGGCUUUUCCCUGGUGGCUCUGAACAACGACGUGUACGUCACAGAUUUGUGGAGUGUCAUCACGUCCCCCUUCAUCCCCAAGUACCUCUCGGCCCCACGCUGUGCCACCCUCCAUGGCCUCAUCUACCUCAUUGGGGACAACACCAAGAAGGUCCACGUGUACAACCCAGAGGCCAACAUCUGGCAGAAG